GCUGCUUCAUAACGUGCCCGAGCGGGGGCCCUGCUGCCGGCACCCGGGGGGAUAUGGAGCCGGUGGGCGGCGGCGGCGAUCGCGGCUGCUCCGCAGACCCGGGGAGCGCCUUCGUGCUGAGUAACCUGGCGGAGGUGGUGGAGCGUGUGCUCACCUUCCUUCCUGCCAAGGCGCUGCUGCGGGUGGCCGGCGUGAGCCGCCUGUGGAGGGAGAGCGUGCGCCGGGUGCUGCGAGCCCAGCGCGGGGUGGCCUGGAUCUCGGCGGGCCCGGCGGACGGCGGCCACCCGCAGGAGCACUGCCUGGUCCGCGCGGCAGCCCGGGAGCUGCAGAAUGUUCACAUCCUGCCACAGACAGUUCUGUACAUGGCCGAUUCCGACACCUUCAUCAGCCUGGAAGAGUGUCGAGGACACAAGAGAGCAAGGAAAAGAACCACCAUGGAUACAGCAGUUGCCCUGGAGAAACUCUUCCCGAAACAGUGCCAGGUCCUCGGGAUUGUGGCUCCAGGGAUCGUAGUGACCCCAAUGGGAUCAGGCAGCAACCGACCUCAGGAAAUAGAAAUUGGAGAAUCUGGUUUUGCUCUACUAUUCCCUCAAGUUGAAGGAAUAAAAAUACAACCCUUUCAUUUUAUUAAGGAUCCAAAGAACUUAACACUAGAAAGACGUCAACUCACUGAAGUAGGCCUUUUGGGUAACCCCGAGCUGCGGGUGGUGCUGGUGUUUGGCUACAACUGCUGCAAGGUGGGGGCCAGCAGUUACCUGCAGCGGGUGGUGAGCACGUUCAGCGGCUUGGACGUCGUGGUGGCCGGAGGCCAGGUGGACAACCUGGCGUCACUGACCUCCGGAAGGCACCCUCUGGACAUCGAUGCCACCGGAGUGGUCGGGCUGUCCUUCAGCGGCCAGCGGGUGCAGGGCGCCACCGUGCUGCUCAGCGAGGACGUGGGGGACGGGCAGAGCGCCGAGGCCGCCCUGCAGCGCCUCAAGGCCGCCGGCAUCCCGGAGCGCAACAGCGUGGGCUUCAUGUUCGCCUGCGUGGGCCGCGGCUCGCAGUACUACAGGGCCAAGGGCAACGUGGAGGCCGAUGCCUUCAGGAAGCUGUUCCCCACGGUUCCUUUGUUCGGCUUCUUCGGAAACGGAGAGAUCGGGUGUGACCGCGUCGUCACUGGGAACUUGAUACUGCAGAAGUGUGGCGAGGUCAAGGGCGCCGACCUGUUCCACAGCUACACCACUGUGAUGGCGCUGGUGCACCUCGGGGCGGCGAAGUGAAGCCUGUCGCCGGGUCUCCUGCAGAAAGCCAGGGGCCCGGGCUGUGUCCCCCAAAAUGCUGUUCUGUGUACUUGUUUUGUAGCUCUGAUGCUCUGAUUUCUUCGGGGUAGUUUCCAAUGUGUAGGUGAGGGCAGCUGUGUGUGUCGCUCAGUGCAGAGCAGAAGCCGGAGGGACCAGGGCCGCGGCCACGCACCAGGCUGCUGGGCGCGGGUCUAACUCGGCUCCCGCUGGGGACUGUGUACGCCCAGGACGGGCCCAGACGCCCGGGGCCGCCUCUGCAGUGCAGGUGGGGGGCAGGAUCGCCAGGGCGUGUUUCUCCCCUAAUAAAGGAGAAAAGCAUUCGAUGGCUUGAGAAAUCUUUCUCUGCUUUACAGUUUUACCAAGUUUUUCAGAAGCUAUAACAAAAUUACUGACUUUUCACGUAUUUGAUAGUAAAGAACUAUUUUGUUUAGCACUCUAUAAAGUUAAUAGUGAAAUAAAUUCCCAAGACGAACAAGUAGUGUUGUAUUACUGUGAGGAAGAGUUUCUUUUCCCCUCAGACUUCUUUACAAGACAGAAAGGGACAUCGGUCUCGCCUGAGCCACCUUCCCCAGGUCUUCCUUACAGGGUGGCUUGUCGGCACAUCCGCCUGAGGGGUGACCCGCUGGUGCGGCCCUGCGGCGGCUCGGACCCGGAGAGCGUCGUGCGCGGUGAGUGGGAGCCAGGCGUGACAUUCCGCUUGUCACAUUCUUAGUGACAUUCUCUAGUCACUCUUCUCCGUUUUCACCUCGAAAGAUUUUUCUCUUCCUGUUUAUGUGAUGAAAAUACUUAGAAGUUUCUUGUUUUAUAGUAACCCUCAGUCUUAGUUCUGAAGAAAGUACCAAGAAAAGUUUGAUUGUCAUAGAACUGUUAGUCUGUGAAUAUAUUUAGCCAUGUUUGUUUAGCUAUUAACUUUUUAAAAAUUAACACUGGUACCGAUUAUCAAGUAGACAGUGCCUCAGAAUGGGAGCCCUUGGAUGUACGUACAUAGCACAAAAGGGAAGACUUUGUCCGUUGUCUUUGUCCCGUGAUGUUGGCCAGAGCUGGUUAAGCAGUAGAGGA
Messenger RNA from Molossus molossus (Pallas's mastiff bat), 2342 nucleotides. RefSeq names its product F-box protein 22 (gene FBXO22). The coding region runs from base 54 to 1262 and encodes 402 amino acids. Gene Ontology annotation, biological process: positive regulation of proteasomal ubiquitin-dependent protein catabolic process; regulation of skeletal muscle fiber development; protein polyubiquitination. Lineage: Eukaryota; Metazoa; Chordata; Mammalia; Chiroptera; Molossidae. Gene Ontology annotation, molecular function: protein binding. The record is from RefSeq and is a predicted model, not a curated record. The transcript has 7 exons.